AUGCAGACUGCUUCUACAAACAUUUGUGAAAGACUGUUCAAUAAGUCCAUCCAUGAAAUUUCCUUGCUACUAAAUAAUCCACAGUCAACUGUUAGUGGUAUUAUAACAAAGUGGAAGCAACUGGGGACAGCAGCAACUCAGCCAAAAAGUGGUAGGCCAUGUAAACUGCCAGAGCGGGGGGUCAGCAUAUGAUGAAUGAAGCGCAGUGUGCAGAAGUCGCCAAUUGUCUACAGUUCAAUAGAUAAAGACCUCCAAACUUCAUGUGGCCUUCAGAUUAGCACAACAACAGUGUGUAGAGAGCUUCAUGAAAUUGGUCUCCAUAGGUUUCCAUAGGUCGAGCAGCUGCAUCCCAG
Molecule: messenger RNA, 353 nt
Organism: Staurois parvus
Lineage: Eukaryota; Metazoa; Chordata; Amphibia; Anura; Ranidae
Source: the annotation of a GenBank genome assembly